Molecule: messenger RNA, 1758 nt
Organism: Vitrella brassicaformis
Lineage: Eukaryota; Vitrellaceae
Source: the annotation of a GenBank genome assembly
CGGAGUCAGUGUCACGUCACGCAACUUUGCAUAGUGCGUGUGCAUGUGUGAGUGUGUAGUGGGCGUCUCUCUGUCUGUCUGUACUGGGCUUGUUCGCUUGCCUUACGAUGGCAGCUUCGUACGGAGUGGUUCGAUCGUACAUGCGGCCACACACACAGACACACAGACACAGAGAGAGCUCGUAAGCGACACAGCACCAACCAACACGAGUAGAAAACGAACGAGGCAGAUGGCCAGAGCAUAUAAGAGACAGCCCAGCAAGUAGUGUGUGCGGUGCGCAUGACAUGACAUGACUGACGUGUGGCAGGCAGGGCGAAUGAAUGGAUGGAUGGGGCCUAUCCAUCCAGAGGGGUGGGGUGGGGUGAGGUGGGUCGGUCAGCUUACGCGGACGUAUUUGUGUUUGCUGCGGAUGGUCUUGUCGUAGCAGUUGAUGCCCUCCAUGAUGACCUUCUUGGCCUCCUCGGGACCAAAGAAAUCCUCCACAGCCACCUGACGUCAUACACAUGACAUGUGCCAUCCAUCCAUCACACACAUACCACACAGAGAUGCAGACAGACACUGUGUGCUAGCUACGUGUGGGUCGGGUGUGUGCGGUGAGCUGGCUGACUGACUGACUGACCUCUUUGUUUUCGUUCUUCUUGUAGUCUGCAUUCAAUGCAUUGGGCAUACAUAAUCAAAUCACAAACACAGAUAGAUAGAUGGUAUGGCUGUGGUGCGUGUGGCGGGUGGGUCUGUCUGAUUGAUUGUAGCACCGCACGCACCUUCGAAGAACCUUUUGAUUUCCCUGAGCCGGUGGGGGGCCAGCUGGGAGAUGUUGUUGAUCUCACGGUACUCUACACACGUUCACACACACACACACACACACACAGAAACAUACGCCGACUGCUGUGUAUGCCUUUUCCUGUAUCUAUCAGCUGCCUCCCCUCACCGGGGUCAUCAAGGUGGAUGCAGAUGAUCUUGUCGUCCUUCUCGCCCUGAUCUGCACACACACACAGACAGACACACUAGGCAGAAAUCCGGCCACAGAAACGACGCCAGUCAAUGGCCUCUGGCUGACCAAGCAUGUCCAUCAUGCCGAUAGGCCGCACCCUCAGAAUGGACAGAGGCACCACAGGCUCCUGCAUCAACACCAGCACGUCCUGCACCAACCAGACAGACAGACAGACAGACAUGUGCCUGUGUGCAUUCCAGCAUCCAUGUGCUCGUGACGCCUGCGCUCACGAGAGGGUCGUGGUCCUCCCCGAGUGUGCGAGGGAUGAAGCCAUAGUUGGCGGGGUAGAUGACUGACGAGUACAGCACGCGGUCAACAAUCAACAAACCGGAAUCUGACCCACCACCCACCACCAACACAAACACACAGCACCAUCAGAGAAGGAAAUGGCGCCGCGCCCGGCUGUGCUGCCCCCUUCCUGCCUGCCAGCCUGCCUGCCUGGUUGUAUGUAUAGUCGUCGUACUGACUGUACCUUUGUCUAGUUCGUAUUUGACCUUUGACCCCUUUGGUAUCUCGAUGACGCAGUAGAACUCGUCAGGCACCUUGUCGCCGAUGUUGACGUCGUGCCACGGGUGAGUCGUCGACGCUGCAAAGCAAACACAACACACAUACAGCAGCGCAGCACACAGGCAGCAGCAUCAUGACGGGCUGAUCUCUCUCUGCAGCGGCUUACACAUGGUGGUGGCGAAGGACGGAUCCGCUGGGCGCUUGAUGGUGCAGAAGAGAACGCAGUGCAAACGGAACGCCAGCCGGGCAAUGCUUGUGCU